AAUGUUCUUUAUAUUGUACAUUACUGCUGAACUAAAUCCCUAUUUUUUAACAUGUCUGAUCAUGAAUGACAACUUCAUUUCAGUAAGCUAUAAGAGUAUGGAACAAGAACCUACUGUUUACACUGGUUACGACAUGCAUCCUUGCUAUAAAAUUCAUAAUGCCUCCAACAUGCAGAGAUCCCCUUCCACCAAAUGUGUUUUAUUGUAUGUUUUCCUUGGCUCAUUGUCUGUUGUAACAACAUGUGGAAAUCUUCUUGUAAUAAUCUCUAUCAUUUACUUCAAACAGCUCCACACUCCCACUAACUACCUUGUUCUCUCCCUGGCUGUGGCUGACUUGCUUGUUGGGACUUUUGUCUUUCCUUCAAGCAUGGUAUUCCCUUUCAGCUUGUGUCUGUAUCAUGAGAAUUUAGUUUGCAAAGUGCGUGAUUGUUUUGAUGUAUCACUCUGCGCAUCUUCGAUUCUGAACCUAUGUUGCAUUUCUAUUGAUAGAUAUCAUGCAGUGUGUCAGCCUCUGACAUACCGAGCUAAAAUAAAUCAUCAUAAUGCUGUAGUCAUGAUUAUUCUGAGCUGGACUGUUUCUAUCGUGACUGGAAUUGGCUUCACGUUAUCAGACCAAAAGAACUGCACUCAACCAUGCACAACUUCUAUUGGAUUUACUGUAACAUUUUACCUGCCAGUGAUCGUAAUGCUGUGUAUCUACCUGAAGAUUUUCUUUGUUGCACAGAGACAUGCACGCAGCAUCCAGAACACAACAAAGUCUAGAGCAACUGUCAGUAAGAUGGAGAGGAAGGCCACCAAAACACUGGCUAUUGUUAUGGGAGUUUUUUUGGGGUGUUGGUUUCCUUUCUUUUUUUGUAUCACCUUUCUUUCAGUUAGUAUUUCAGUGCCAGUUCCUGUGAUUGAAGCUCUAAACUGGCUAGUUUUUUCAAAUUCAAUGCUGAAUCCAUUUAUUUAUGCCUUCUUCUUCAGCUGGUUCAGAUCAGCUUUCAGGAUGAUCAUUUCUGGAAGAAUAUUUCAAGGUGAUUUUACUAAUUCAAAAUUGUGA
Messenger RNA from Mugil cephalus (flathead mullet), 1045 nucleotides. RefSeq names its product trace amine-associated receptor 1-like. The transcript has a single exon. Bases 2 to 1045 code for a protein of 347 amino acids. Gene Ontology annotation, biological process: G protein-coupled receptor signaling pathway. The record is from RefSeq and is a predicted model, not a curated record. NCBI's taxonomy places the organism in Eukaryota, Metazoa, Chordata, Actinopteri, Mugiliformes, Mugilidae. Gene Ontology annotation, molecular function: trace-amine receptor activity. Gene Ontology annotation, cellular component: membrane.